UCGGUAGCAUAUAACAACCUGUUUUCGAGAAAACUGUGUCAGAAGUCAACAUAAAGAUGAACGGGAUACUUCCGUUAUUGUUGAUUGUAGUUGCUGUAGAAUUGUCAUGGGCCUGCGAUCAUCCGAUCGGCCAUUACACCUCCAUGGGAUGUGAACCGAGUUGUCGCAGAACUCCAACAGGAUGCCCGGCAAGCUACAAAUGUCCCCACCUGACGAAUCCAGCAGCAGGCAUGUGCUAUUUGGGUGGGAAAACCUAUUCCAUUGGAGAUUACAUUCCCGAGGAAGAAACAUUGUCCGGUUGUAUAGCUGGGGCAUUUUGCGAAAAAAGUUUUGAAAACCCCGCUGCGACUCAAGUGAUCUACGCUGUUUUCGACUGCGCUGAAUUUUUCAUGCCACCACUAAAUCAGACUUGCGUUCGUCAGUAUAAGACAAAAUCAUGCUGCUCAAGUGGCCAAGUUUGUGGUGACGCGGUUCAACAACUGGCCACGUGUACCUUGGGUGGACAAGUCUUCAUGGAAGGACAGAGGAUGGAAAUCCCCGGUAAUCCUUGCAAAUCGUGUAUCUGUGCCCCGGGAUUCGAUGAGAACAAGAUAGAGAGCAAUCCGAAUUGCUACGAAACACGUUGCUUCUUCGAGAUUUACGAUACGCAGCGCGUGUACGGUGGAGCGAUUCCGGUUUACAUGGACUACAAUCGUUGCUGCCCAAGUUCGUGGAGAAUGCCUGAAGCUACGGAUAAGGUUGUAAAAGGAUUGCCAUAUUGCAAUGUGGACGCCACAAUGACAUGCAAGUACGGGAAUUUGACGCUAGAUGUCGGAGAUUCAUUGGAGCCGUUUUCGUUCGAGGGUGGCGUAUAUGAUUGUAAAUGUGCAGUUCCACCACUCAUGCAUUGUAUGGUGACCAUUAAGAAAUAGUAAAAUAUGCUCAAUUAGAAAAAAAAAACUUUUCUGGUUUGAAAGCAUGUAAUUCUGCUUGUCGUGCAUUCAAAUGAAAGGUUGCAUUCAUCAAUGCCAAUAGUGUGUCCAAAAGUUUACCUCUCCAAAUAUGAGCUUUUCUGCAGAUUCGUAUGCUUUUUCUAUUCCUCGAUUAUUUUUAUGCUCAAAAGCGCAUACGAGCUUGUUCUCACUUUAGAGCAUGAUAGAAUGUACUUAAUUUCAUGAAUUUGAUUUUAAAUUGUUAUUUUGUUAAGUUAUUUCUCUUUAAUGAAUCUUAAGUUAAUUCAGCUUAGUGGCAUCAACUCACCUUGACGAAGCCUUACGGCAUAUAGACAGUUUGGUUAGUCGGGGGGUUCGAUGCCUCUUUGCUUCGCCAUAAAAAAAAACAAACUUUUUUGCAUUGCACUCCCAAGACAACCUCCAAAAGCAACGCGACGUAGGCGCGGUAAAACCUAGUUACAUGGACUCUUGGGAGCUUAGGAUAGGAAAUUAUCCUUGAGCUUUGCAAUCCAUUUUCCUGCCCCUUUCCUACCCUGACCAAUCCUAACCCUUGUAGCAAAAUAGUCAUGAUAAGUUUACCAGCCGGGAACGCUAAGCGUCUACCUCCAAUGAAGGCAACGGAGUCACGUGCACAUCACAUUUGUAAAUUCUCUGGCUGAGCA
Molecule: messenger RNA, 1594 nt
Organism: Uranotaenia lowii
Lineage: Eukaryota; Metazoa; Arthropoda; Insecta; Diptera; Culicidae
Exons: 4
Coding region: 57-911 (284 amino acids)
Source: RefSeq, a predicted model, not a curated record